GGAGAAGGAGAAGGAGAAGGAGAAGGAGAAGGAGAAGGAGAAGGAGAAGGAGAAGGAGAAGGAGAAGGAGAAGGAGAAGGAGAAGGAGAAGGAGAAGGCGACGCUUUCACAGUCAGUACUCUGUCCACAGGAAAAUGACGUUGCGGCUCUGCUAUCCACUUGCUGCCUGGAUUUUUAUCCUCCUCCUUCCUGGCCUGUCUGAAGGAGGGAAGCUCCUGGUGGUGCCCAUGGUUGGAAGCCACUGGCUAAGCAUGAAGGAAGUAGUUCAGAAGCUCGCCGAGAGGGGACAUGAAGUGGUGGUGCUUAAACCAGAAGUCAGCUGGCAGAUGGGAGAGACACAAAAACACGCAUACACUGUGAAAACAUACCCAGUGUCCACCAAGUUAGAAGAACUGGAUAAUGCCUUUAAAGCGUAUGUUGCAACUCACCUGAAGAGUUUGCCUUUCCCACUGAAUGUUCUGGCACUCUACAACAUCUCAUCAAAUGCUUUUAGCACCUUCUUUCUUCAGUGCAAGGAACUGUUCAGCAGCACGGAAACACUGCAGUAUUUGAAUCAAAGCGGCUUUGAUGCAGUCCUCACAGACCCUAUUUUUAUGUGUGGAGCUACACUUGCCAAUUACUUUUCACUUCCAUUUGUGUUCUUCAUGAGAGGAUUACCUUGCAAUCUGCACUUCGAAGCAGCACAGUGCCCAAGCCCUCUCUCAUAUGUCCCGAGAACAUUUUCAUUCAGCUCAGACCACAUGACAUUUUUCCAGAGGGUGGAAAAUACACUGAUUUCAUUCCUGGAGCUCUUUUACUGUAAUGGUUACUAUCGAGCUGCAAUACAGCUUUCCUCUGAAGUUCUUCAAAGGGAUGUAUCCCUGAUAGACCUCCUGAACUCUGCUGCUGUUUCAAUAAUGAGGUUUGACUUUGUGUUUGAGUAUCCCAGACCAGUGAUGCCCAAUAUGGUCUUUGUUGGAGGUAUAAACUGUGCUCAGAAGAAACCACUGCCAAAGGAAUUCGAAGCCAUUGUAAAUGCUUCCGGAGAACACGGUAUUGUUGUCUUCUCCCUGGGCUCCAUGGUCUCCGAGAUCCCCAUGAAGAAAGGCAUGGAAAUUGCAGAUGCUUUGGGAUCAGUCCCUCAAACGGUUUUGUGGCGAUACACAGGAGAGGUGCCCCCCAACCUGCCAAAGAACGUGAAGCUUGUCAAGUGGCUGCCACAGAAUGACCUCCUAGCUCAUCCUAAGACUCGUGCCUUUAUUACCCAUGGAGGCUCACACGGUGUUUACGAGGGCAUAUGCAAUGCAGUGCCAAUGGUGCUAAUGCCUUUAUUUGGAGACCAGAUGGACAAUGCGAAACGAGUAGAGUCGCGGGGAGCAGGAUUGACACUGAAUAUACUAGAAAUGACUUCGAAAGACAUAUCCGAUGCCCUGAAAGCAGUUAUUAAUGAUAAAAAGUACAAAGAGAACAUCCAGCGUCUCUCAGACCUCCACCUUGACAGGCCCAUCCACCCUCUGGACCUGGCUGUGCACUGGGUGGAGUUUGUCAUGAGACACAAAGGGGCCCCACACCUGCGCCCUGCUGCCCAUGACCUGAACUGGAUUCAGUAUCACUCCCUGGACGUCUUUGCCUUCCUCCUGGCUGUGGUGCUCCUCUCCCUCUUCAUUUCUGUGAAGUGCUGCAUGUUCUGCUGCCGCAGGUGCUGCUUUAAGAAGGGAAGAAAAAGCAAGUCAGGGAAAUCAAAGACCCACUAGCAGAUGAAAGCACUGAUGGGAGGCAAGACCUCUGCUCCAGGCCUCAAGGAUCAGAGAAAGUCUUAAAUUUCACUAAAAUAAUUACUAGCUUUCAAUCAAGAAAUAAUAUAAUUCCUUUAGACUAACACCGAGUGUUGUUUCAUUGAUAUUUUUUGUCUUUAAUUAAGAAUUAGUUACUAAAAUAAUUUGUACAGCAGUGCUUCAGUCACUUGGGAAGAUAUCAGCGUGAAGUCCAAGGUGCCUGGCUUCCACGUCUUGUUGUACAGAGGACUCGUGGUCGCAUUUUUUUUUAACCUCUUUAUGCAGUGGAGAAAUACAGGAUUUCAUACGACUUUGCUCUGAGGGCUCUGUGAGGACCAUUUGCUCCAUCGUGUAAGAUUGUCAGGUUCAUCAAGCACUUUGAAAUCUUUGUACAGCUGCUGUUAUAGAAGAGGCAAAUGUUAUAAUCUGACGUUGUAUGUCACAUAAGCCAAGCUAGCUGCACAUCUUACGUAGGCUUUGUGUGUGUUUACCAUACCCUGAGUUCGAUCCAGACUUCAGCAUGGAAGUGGUUGUAAAGCCACUGGUGUUUCACCAAGUUCCCCAUCGGGCAGAGUUCUGUCUCUGGAGCUCACCAGUUGGGCGCUGUGAUCUUUGGAAGCAGUUUUUUAAAACUAUCUGAUUUAUUCUCUGUAAAUGACGUUAAGGUAAAAACCCAACCCCCAGUCUUUCAAAUAAAUCCCCAUACAGUAA
Messenger RNA from Gallus gallus (chicken), 2465 nucleotides. RefSeq names its product UDP glucuronosyltransferase family 1 member A1 (gene UGT1A1). Gene Ontology annotation, molecular function: UDP-glycosyltransferase activity. NCBI's taxonomy places the organism in Eukaryota, Metazoa, Chordata, Aves, Galliformes, Phasianidae. The record is from RefSeq and is a predicted model, not a curated record. The coding region runs from base 135 to 1733 and encodes 532 amino acids. The transcript is spliced from 5 exons.